UCAUUUCAUUUUGUGUGUGACGUUCAAACCCAAACGGACGCUGAAACGUGAUCGAAAUCGAAGUGAUUUUGGAACCGAAUUAUCAUUUAAUAUUAAAAAUAAUUAUUAUUGCUAAAUUAUCGGACUUGUUAGCAUUUGAUUGAUGGCUUCGCCUCCUAAAAAAGUGUUUGCUAUCGAUCCAAAGUUGUAUCAACGUCAAGCGUUCGGAAAUGAUCAAGUCCAGCCAGUUCGGCAAUUUUGCAAGGCAGGCCCGUCUGCAGCUGCUACUAAAAUGAAACCACUUCCUAUUAUGAAACAAGACUUGGACUGGCAAAACAUACCCUCAUUGGUCUUGGCUACUGUUGCUCAACUUUUACCCAUGGCAGACCGAAAAACGUGCACUUUGGUAUGCCGACGCUGGAACAGCAUUGUUUUUGGAAGCGCAAUCAAUAACAUGGUUACGUUUCCUCUUUCGAAGUGGAAAUCCGAAAGUUACGUACCAUUCGACGGAUUUCACCGAAUGAUGCAACGUUCCUACAGGAAAGUGGAAAUUUCCUGGGUAAAUUAUGCGGACUCGGAUUAUCUUCGCACAAUCAAUGGCCUCUUCGAAACUCUUCCAAAGUAUGAGCUAAGAAAGCUGACUUUAAAUGUUCCGCCGGACGAAACGCUGGGAGAAUUUUUCGAGCGCCAUCGCUCCAUCUGGGAACGUAUUCAGCAACUACAUGUCUAUAUUGGAUCGCCCCUUAAAAUAUACCCCAUGCCGGCGGAUGAUGUCAAGCUGGAUAUCCGAAAAUUAUCCAUCAACAUGCCGAUGUUGGAGUGCCUGGAAUGGAGAGAAGGAUCUCUCGGGAACAUAUCCCAUGGACGACAGGUUUUCGUCAUCAGUGCCCCUCGGCUGGAGUACGCCAAAGUGCAUACUUUCCGGCACUGGAACUGCUACAGCGUGCUCAACAUCAAAUCGUGCACGAACCUUCGGAAUGCAUUUCUCGAUAUCCCAAAUCGCAUCUGGCGGACUUUCCAUCAAUGCAUUUCAUUCGGACAAUUACGGACCCUAAACUUUGGAACCGAAUCCCGUGAGUAUCCGAUCGAGAAUAUAACCCCGGUACAGUUCGAUCAAUUGUUCGCCACCAUGAAGAAUCUGCAAGCCGUUAAAAUUAGCGGUUUAGGUGAUUCAGUAAACGCUCCUUUGGCCGCGGUGUGUCGCCGGUGUCCAUUGAUUUGGUCCGUCGAGUUGGACAGAUUCGAGGUUGAUGCUGAGGCAUUUUUGCAACUGAUCAAACUAAAGAAUUUGAAGCGAUUGUUUCUGACCAACGGUAAAAUCAUAAACCCGAAAGUAAGCAUAUUCUGUAGAUCAUUACAAGACCUUUGGCUGCGCAACGUAGAACUUGUCGGCGGAGAUCACAAGGCGUUCCCUAUUAAACUGAAUGACGCCAUGAAACGUAGGCUGCUGUACACGACCCCUGGUAAUGAUGUUGUGAUUUGCAAUUACUCUAUGAAUUAGAAUAUGUAAGAUGUAGCGAUAGUACCACCAAGACAAGCAGUGAACUUAACACCAAUUAAAUUUGGUGUGAUCGAUGGAAUAAAUCUACGCUCUGAUUGAAUUUGUCUCGACCAAAAACGUGUUUGCCAAUGAGUUAAACAAAUCCGAAAAAAUACACGGUAACAACGCUUUUGAUUCGAAGGAACAAGGGUUCUGGAUUUAAUUACUGGUCCGGGUUGUAUCAUUAAAAUUAUUAUAUUGCUGUGUGCGUUCAAGAUGCAAACGGUUCCCAAAUGCAGUACCGUCAAACGGGGUGACUUGCAACACUUGAUGUCGUCUGACUUUGUCUAUCAAUAAAACAUAAAAAUCAGACGUUUACAUACCGAAACUCAGUUUUACUAUUAAGUUCAUAUAAUAUCUGAGUAGUAGUCAAGAUUUGAACUUCUAUUUAAAUAGUUAUAAUACAAUUUUCACAAAUAGAAUGUAAUUAUGAAAAACUAGGAAAAAUAAGAGCCCUGAAUCGUUGACGGAAAAAGAAAGAAGAUGAACUAAAUCCCCUAAAAUAAUAUUAUAAUGUAAAUUACAUUCACGGCGUGGAGAGUUGCUUUCACAGCUCGCUCACGAGUUAAGCAUGCGUGUGCGACCCUUAUGAUAUUCGGCAAACUUUCAUAUAAAACUACAAGGUAAAAGUCAUCCAUACAUUGUUUUUUGAUAGCAUGCUUAUGAACUGAGAUAGUAGCAAGUGAAUGUACCUCUUUGUAAAUGGUGAAUGCCAUCCCUGCUUGCAACACUUUUUUUUCGUAAAAACUAAGAGCACAAAAAAACUAAAUAUUGUUGCUUAACUUAUAUUCGACUGGUAAUAGCCUGGAGGAUAUCAUUUGAACUGAAAAAAAUAGUAAAAGUUGUGUUUAAUUAACAAUUAGUAACUUGCUGUUUGAGCCUCGUAUUUCCAUAUACAAAUUCAAAAUUCAGUUUCUUAUGAAAAAAUUAAUACAAAAAUUUGUAUGACAAACGACAUAAAAAUAGUAACAAGAAUACUAGCCUAAUAUGCGAGGAGCGUUAAAUAAAUGUUCGCUUGUUGGAGAAGGGAUUUACACUGAGUGUUGCAAGUCACCCCGCACGACGACUUGUUUGAAAAACGACCUUAUAUGGCUUUUUCAAAAGGAAAAAAUAAAAUGAUAUAUAACUUCUUCUCCUUAUUCUGUAGAGGGCCUGGCUAUUAAAACUAUUGCCAUGAGUUUGUAUUUUGAAAUAACGUUUAAUCCACAUUUUUUGUUAGUUGAAGCUGAAAAGUAUUGCAAGUCACCCCGUUUGACGGUAACACCGUAUUACCAAAGGCAACUUAGCAACCACAGACAAUAUAACCGCCAACCUAAGAUUCAAAAGCUCUCGCUGACAUCGUACUUGUUAGAAAAUCUUAUCGCAUUAGGUGUCCCCGCAU
Aedes albopictus (Asian tiger mosquito) is the source of this 2900-nucleotide messenger RNA. RefSeq lists its product as uncharacterized. The record is from RefSeq and is a predicted model, not a curated record. Gene Ontology annotation, molecular function: protein binding. Lineage: Eukaryota; Metazoa; Arthropoda; Insecta; Diptera; Culicidae. The coding region runs from base 143 to 1480 and encodes 445 amino acids. The transcript has 3 exons.